AAUAUAAAACUGACUUCAGCUCGGUCACGUGACUGUACCGAUUACACGUCACAGAAGGUGAACUGUGACCGAUGAAACGAUUUUGGAAACAGAAAUGAAACUAGAAACUGACAGUGACAGUGCUCAGUAGGACUCAAAGGUAGGACUCAAAGUUUGAGAUUCAAAAUGCACCCCUCUUCCUGUGACACCUUUGUGGCUCUGCCCCCCUCCACUUGGGGACAGCACGUCAUUUUUGGGAAAAACUCGGACAGGCCUUGUGAUGAAGUCCAGGAGGUGGUGUAUUUCCCUGCCGGAGACUAUGAUGCAGGGGGGAAGGUUGAGUGUACAUACAUAGAGAUUGAGCAGGUCCCCCACACUUAUGCAGUUGUGCUGAGCAGACCGGCGUGGCUGUGGGGGGCAGAAAUGGGCGCAAAUGAGCAUCAAGUGUGCAUUGGAAAUGAAGCAGUGUGGGGCAGAGAGAGUGCUGAUGGGGACGAAGCUCUUCUCGGCAUGGAUCUUGUCAGGCUUGGACUUGAGAGGGCCGAUACGGCUGAGAAAGCUGUGGAUGUUAUUACCGAGCUGCUGGGGAAAUAUGGCCAGGGAGGAUCUUGCAUGGAGGAUGAGUGUGGCUUCACCUAUCACAACAGCUUCCUCAUCUCAGACAGGACGGAGGCAUGGCUGCUGGAGACGUCAGGGAAGUACUGGGCAGCGGAGAGAGUGGCAGAUGGAUAUCGCAACAUAUCGAACCAGUAUGGCAUAACGACGAAGAUAGACAAGGAACACCCAGAAAUGAGGGAAUAUGCACGAAGCAAGGGAUGGUGGGAUGGAGAGACUCAGUUCAACUUUGCCACAGUCUACUCCUUCUUGACUACAGCCAGAAUAGAAGCCGCUGGGAACCGAUACUGUGAGGGGAAGAAGUUGCUGGAGAAGAGUAAUGGUCAUAUCACUGCUGAGACUAUGAUGGAUAUCCUGAGGGAUAAAGACAGUGGCAUCAACAUGGAGGGAAUGUUCAUGACAACAGGAAGUAUGGUGUCUGUGAUACCCACGGAUGUUUCUCUGCCAGGAGUUCACUAUUUUACAGCAACUCCAGACCCUGAAAGGUCUAUAUUCAAACCUUUCAUCUUUGUGAAAAACCUUAAGCCACUGAUGCUGACGACUUCUCCUACUUACGGUCCAGAUGACCCAGUGAAGAAGAAGCCCCGCUUCCAGAGCAAGCCUGACCGCAAACAUGAGUUGUUCGUCAAACAUGAACUGGUAGCUGCCAUCAUUGAAUCCUACAAGGACAGAGGAACGAAGAUCACACAAAGAAUGAGGCAGCUAGAGAAGACAAAUAUGACACGGAUGGAGGGUCCUCUUUUAUAUGGUGUUGAUGAACCUGACCUUUGGGUGAAUCUGUUCACAAACUGUGUUCAGGAGGAGAUGGAUGUGUACAAGACAAGCUGAGAGUCCCACUACUACUACUACUACUACAGUACAAACAGGCUUGUAUAAUAAAUCAGAAAAUCAGAACACAACUGAAUAGUAAAUAGCAUAUAGCUAUUAAGCACAUAAAGGGUUCAGAAAUAAAAUUUAUUUUUAAAACAAAUCCAGAU
This is a messenger RNA of Morone saxatilis (striped sea-bass), 1571 nucleotides long. It is a transcript of the gene scrn3, whose product is annotated as secernin 3. Gene Ontology annotation, biological process: proteolysis. The record is from RefSeq and is a predicted model, not a curated record. Bases 166 to 1422 code for a protein of 418 amino acids. Gene Ontology annotation, molecular function: dipeptidase activity; cysteine-type exopeptidase activity. NCBI's taxonomy places the organism in Eukaryota, Metazoa, Chordata, Actinopteri, Moronidae. The transcript has 8 exons.